Messenger RNA from Medioppia subpectinata, 888 nucleotides. Lineage: Eukaryota; Metazoa; Arthropoda; Arachnida; Sarcoptiformes; Oppiidae. The record is from the annotation of a GenBank genome assembly.
AUGGUAAAUAUAACUCCGUUUGCGUACAAAUUAUUGGCCGUCGCGUGGAUUACAGCCCAACGACAGCUCAUUCACGACAACACGUGUUCCCGAACUCAAUGGCAAAGCAAUUAUGACUUCAUAGUCGUGGGCGCCGGGGCUGCCGGUGCUGUAGUGGCCAAUCAACUCAGUAUCAACCAAUCAGUACGGGUCCUGUUGUUAGAGGCCGGGGAACAACAGAGUGCUGUAUAUAAUGACAUUCCGGGAAUGUUAAGAACUUUAUUAAAAGAUGAAGUUAAUGAAUGGUUGUAUUAUUAUGAACCAAACAAUAAUUAUGGUAAACAAUACGCCGGGGGCCGGGUUCCUGAACCUCGAGGUAAAACACUGGGUGGCAGUACAGCUCAUAAUAACAUGGCCUUCAAUCGGGGUAAUCGUCGCGGGUAUGACGAGUGGGCCAAUGCUUAUGGCGCCGUCGGUUGGAGUUAUAGGGAUGUGUUGCCGGUGUUCAGGGAGUGGGAGAACAAUACGGAUCCACGUAUUGUAUACAAUGAACCCGAAUAUCACGGAACUCACGGACCCAUACAAAUAACUACACCUAAAAAUCCGGAUAAAAUUUUUCAAAUAUUUUAUAAAGCGUUUGAAGAUAUGGGAUAUAAGGAGACGGAUAUCAAUGGCCCGAAUCAAGUCGGGUAUGCGUUGUGGCAGUCAUUUGUUAACUCAUCCGGUUUGAGGGCGGGUACGGGUACUGUGUUUGUAGACCCAAACCCACGCCCGGAUAGUCUACAUAUAAUAUGUAAAGCAUUGGUCGCUAAAAUACUGUUCAAUGGGUUGACAGCCAUUGGCGUCGAGUUUAUAGUGAAUGACAUCUCGUNGUACUGUGUUUGUAGACCCAAACCCACGCCCGGAUAG